UAUAGGGAGUUCAUAAUUACAACUAAAAAGUAAUGGUAGCAAACAAAUGUUUCGCCUAGCUUUAGUUUUCCAACCCACGAGGCCGCUAUUCUAUUUCAGCAUAAGAACUUUCCACAACCAUUUCUCAAUCCUAGAAGAAAACCUUUGCUCCAAAUUCUUAACUUCAUGCACCCAAACCUCAAACUUGCUUCAUGGACAAGCAAUCCAUGCAAAAUUCAUCAAAGGCUCAAUCCCGCAUUCUCUUUAUCUCCAAAACCAUAUCCUCAACAUGUACUUAAAGUGCGGAGACCUCAUCAACGGCCACAAACUGUUCGAUGAAAUGCCUGAACGCAACGUGGUGUCAUGGUCAGCGAUGGUUUCUGGCUUUACCCAACAUAGGUUUUACAACGAAGCUCUCUCUUUGUUUGUUUACAUGAUGAGGGAUGGAAACUCAAGGCCUAACGAGUUCACUUUUGUUAGUGUUCUUCAAGCUUGUUCUUUGCAUGAAAGUUUAGCUUUAGCUUACCAAGCUUACGCUGUCGUUUUACGUUUGGGGUUUGGGUCGAACGUGUUUUUAGUCAAUGCUUUUCUGACAGCUUUGAUGAGACAUGGGCAAAAAGAGGAAGCUUUUGAGGUUUUCGAGAAGUGUUUAAAUAAAGAUAUCGUGACUUGGAAUGUUAUGUUAAGUGGUUACUUGGAAAGUUCUUGUUACGAAUUGCCUAAGUUUUGGGUUCAAAUGAACAAUGAAGGAGUUAAACCUGAUUGCUUUACUUUUGCAAGUGUUUUAACUGGCUUGGCUUCUCUUGGUGAAUUAAACAUGGGUUUACAAGUGCAUGGUCAAACGGUUAAGUCUGGUCAUGGUGGUGAAAUUUGUGUUGGGAACUCUUUGGUUGAUAUGUAUAUAAAGAGUCAAAGACUUUUUGAUGGAUUGAAAGCUUUCAAUGAAAUGGGUGAAAAAGAUGUUUGUUCUUGGACACAGAUGGCGGCUGGAUGGUUAGAGUAUGGGCAACCUGAAAAGGCAUUGGAAGUUAUUGGAGAAAUGAGGAUGAUGGGUGUAAAUCCCAAUAAGUUUACUCUUGCUACUGCUUUUAAUGCUUGCGCUAAUUUGGCUUUUCUGGAAGAAGGGAAGAAGGUUCAUGGGUUGAGAAUUAAACUUGGGGUUGAGAUUGAUGUUUGUGUGGAUAAUGCAUUGAUUGAUAUGUAUGCAAAAUGUGGUUCCAUGGAUGGUGCAUGGGGUGUUUUUAAGGUCAUGGAUGAUCCUUCUAUUGUUUCCUGGACGACAAUGAUAAUGGGGUGUGCGCAAAAUGGACAAGCUAGAGAAGCUCUUAAGAUUUUUGAUGAGAUGAUUGUGAAGGGUAUAAAACCAAAUUAUAUUACGUUUGUUUGUGUGCUUUAUGCAUGUAGCCAAGGAAUGUUUAUUGAUGAAGCAUGGAAAUAUUUCUCGUCCAUGACAAGUGACCAUGGUAUCUCCCCUGGUGAAGAUCAUUAUGUAUAUAUGGUACAUGUACUUGGUCGUGCUGGACAUAUUAAAGAAGCUGAAGAAUUAAUCUUUUCAAUGCCGUUUCAGCCAGGUGCAUCGGUUUGGCAAACUUUGCUUAGUGCUUGUCAAGUACAUGGGGAUAUUGAAACUGGGAAGAGAGCAGCAGAGCAUGCAAUACAUCUCAACAGAAAGGAUCCUUCAAGUUAUGUGUUGUUAUCAAACAUGUUUGCUGGAUUCAACAAUUGGGAUGAUGUGGGCAAAUUGAGAGAACUAAUGGAGACUAGGGAUGUAAAAAAAGUACCUGGAUCCAGUUGGAUCAAAAUAGAAAAGGACUGCUCAGUACCUCCAGCACCCAAGUAUUUAUUUUAUUGAAGUCUGAUUAUUUGAGUUUUGUUCUUGAUGAAGUACUCAUAAGUAUGGAACCUAAAACCAAUUAGUAAUAGAUAGAGGCUCACCAAACUUUAACUGAUGUCUGAUGACACUUCAGUUAAGAAACUCCAGAAAGGAGUGAUCCAACUUCAAGACCCAGGUCUAAAAUUUUUCUACAUCUAAGUUGAUGUGAACAGUUACAGGCUUAGUUGCAAUAGAGGCAACUCGUAAGGCUACUGCCACUUGCUCUAUAUCUCCUAGAAAGCAGAGAUCAGGGCAUGUUUUCAGGCUUUACAAACUGAAGUUGUGGAUACAGGUACCAGGUAGCACAGCAAUGCAAAAUGAGUAUGCAGGUUAUUUAGAGAUGAUUAUAGGUCUUAUGAAGUAUCUGUGUUUUGCCCCUGUUUCCUCCAAACAGAUGUACUCAGCAGAGGCAAUCUCACCACUGUGCCAAACUAACCCCAGUUAUGGAGACAGCAAACAGACCUGUAGACUAACACAAACAAAGCUCUUUGCUGGUGCAAAAGGAAAAAGCUUCGCAGGAAUUACAUCUUUUCUAUUGUAUUUUUUGGUCAAGCAAUCAUUUUAUAUAUACAUGUUGAAAUUCAUGUCAAUUUCAUGUUGUAGCAACUAUUCAGAUCAACUCAAUUUGGAAAUGGUUUUAUGGCUUACUAACGCCAUGUAUGCA
This is a messenger RNA of Theobroma cacao (cacao), 2516 nucleotides long. Lineage: Eukaryota; Viridiplantae; Streptophyta; Magnoliopsida; Malvales; Malvaceae. The record is from RefSeq and is a predicted model, not a curated record.